This is a messenger RNA of Lotus japonicus, 2758 nucleotides long. Its product is annotated as lysine-specific demethylase JMJ13-like. The record is from RefSeq and is a predicted model, not a curated record. The transcript is spliced from 9 exons. Gene Ontology annotation, molecular function: histone demethylase activity. Bases 493 to 2166 code for a protein of 557 amino acids. Gene Ontology annotation, cellular component: nucleus. Lineage: Eukaryota; Viridiplantae; Streptophyta; Magnoliopsida; Fabales; Fabaceae. Gene Ontology annotation, biological process: chromatin remodeling.
AUUUUAAAGCUGUCCUAUUAUGUUUUAUUGGUUUUCUAUUUGUAAUGUCUGAUGUAACACAAAUCUCUUACUUUCCUUUUAAGGAGAAAGGGUGGUAGCAGAGAAAGAGGAGAAUUAGUAAACUAAAUGAGCUUUUACUUGCUGCAAUCAUUCAUGGCUAUUUUGAAAAAUGGGAAAUGUAAAGAAAUUAUUUGGAAAUAUAUCAGGGAUUCGGAAUGGAAGUGAUUAGUUUCAAAAUAUUAAGGUGAUUGUGAAGUUCUGCCUAAAUUGUCAAGGUGGCAGUCUUGUUUCACUAUAUGUAACUAAUUUCUAGAACUCCUCCUAUGCACAAAAUGCAAAUCUAUAUGAUAUUUUUUGCAGGCCAUCUGAAUGAUAUAAAAGAAGAAGUGAAACAAGACUGCCACAUGGUAACUUUGUACAUUUAUUUCUGUCUAUUUUUACUUGUAACUAUUGAAUGGGUUGUAGGUUGUCAUAUAAAAAAGAUCAAACAAAAUGAGUGCUUCAAAAGUUGGCAGAUGUGGAAGAAGAACAAGACCAAUGGUUGAUAAGAGUUCGACAUUUGAUUUGGCUGAUACAACAUGGAUCAGUAAGAUUCCAGAGUGUCCAGUAUAUCACCCAUCAGAACAGGAGUUUGAGCAUCCUUUAGUUUAUCUACAGAAGAUUGCUCCUGAGGCUUCAAAAUAUGGUAUAUGCAAAAUUGUUUCACCAAUUGCUGCCUCUAACCCAGCUGCUUUUGUCUUAACCAAAGAAGAAAAGGACUUCAAGUUUGAAACAAAUGUACAGCCUCUUAGGCUUUCUAAAUGGAAUGCUAAGGAUAUAAUAACGUUUCCUAUGAGAGGAAGAAAAUAUACAUAUCAUGAAUUUGAGGCUCUGGCAAACAAGGUCUUUUUACGCAGAUUUCGCAGUUCGGAAUGUUGUUCUUCUUCAUAUGUGGAAAAUGAGUUCUGGCAUGACAUGGUUCAUGGAGACAGAGGAACAGUUGAAUAUGGAGUCAACGUUGAGGGCAGUGCCUUUUCAAGUGAUCCCAAUGACAGGCUUGGAACAAGCAAAUGGAAUUUGAAGAAUUUCUCACGGCUACAAGAGUGCCCUUUGCGUUUAGUUGACAGGGAAAUUCCAGGAAUCACUGAUCCUAUGCUUUAUAUUGGGAUGUUGUUCAGUAUGUUUGCAUGGCAUGUAGAAGACCACUAUCUGUACAGCAUAAAUUAUAAUCACUCAGGAGCAAAUAAAACUUGGUAUGGUGUGCCUGGCUAUGCAGCCUCUCAAUUUGAAAAGAUUGUCUUAAACCAUGUGUAUUGCAAAAAGAUCUUAACAAAACAUGGAGAGGAUGGAGUUUUCCACUUUCUUGCACAUAAAACAACCAUGUUCCCUCCAAAUGUAUUGUUACAACAUGAUGUGACAGUUUACAAGGCUGUGCAGAAGCCAGGAGAGUUUGUCAUCACCUUUCCUAGAGCAUAUCAUGCUGGAUUUAGUCAUGGUUUCAACUGUGGAGAAGCUGUUAACUUUGCUAUUGCUGAUUGGUUUCCACUUGGGGCUGCAGCUAGCAAACGUUAUGCACAUCUAAGAAUGCUACCUAUAAUUCCAUAUGAGGAACUUCUCUGUAAAGAGGCAAUGGUGGUUUACAAGUACUCAAGAGCUAGAGGUUCAAAGAACAAACCUGAAGACAUAGCAUCUUAUGGUGCUAUUGUACACUCCUUCUUGCAGCUUAUGCAAUUUUAUAAGUCAUCCCUUUUAAGACUGAGAAGUUCAAGAAAGUUGUCAAGCUCUUCAUAUACAUCUGGUACUCUGAUAUGCAGUCUUUGUCAUAAGGAUUGUUAUGUAGCUUACUUGGAGUGCAAGUAUUGCUAUUCUCAUCCAAUUUGCCUUUACCAUGAUACUGCAUCACAGACUUGCUUAUGUGGGAGAAAAUAUACAAUUUUUAAGAUGAAUGAAAUGUUGGCAUUGGAAGAUGCUGUCAGAAGUUUUAAACAUGAGAAAGAAUGCACGGACACAUUAUCUCUAUCAAGCAUAUUCUCCUGUAAAAGAAAUGAAUCCAUCAAAGACCUCAAGCAAAAUAGUCCUUUGGAUGAAGAAAAGAUUACCAGAGGAAGUGCUAAUUCUCAAGGGGCAGCAUCUAAACUGAAAAGAAAGGUACCGGACAAAAGCGUCAAGAACAAUGUUAAAGAAUAAAGUGACAAUAAUGAAGCAUUACAGGAACAAUGCAUCUGCAUCAAUGAUGAGGACCAAAAGACCAAGAAUAAUUUAUAACUUGAGAAAAAGGGAACCAAAGUUGAUCAUAUGAGUUCCUGCAGUAUCUUUUGGUGGCAUCUAAGAAAUUAAAAGAUACAGAAUAGCCAAUAUUCAGAUUGAGGCAGAUUUCUGCUCCUCAUUCAUUUUAAAUGUAAGCUAUAUAUUUUGGAGUUGUAUACUGUAGAUUAACUUUAGCUUUUACUUUCUUUUCAUGGAGUUUUAUUAUUAUAACUUGUUAGGGGAAUAAACAGUAUGUUUAAACGUUCAUCCCAUUAUUCAGAAAUAUAAUGUACUGUACAUGGAUUGUAACAAUUAUUAUAUCUUGUCUCCUUUAACCAAUGCUUUUAGCAUAUAUGAUAUAUGUUUUAUCAAAGUUAAUACUUUCUGCAGUUAUUUGCCUUGAAUGAAGUGGUUGUAAAUUUAAGUAUUGAUUGCAGCAGGACUACAAAUUUCUUACUUUCACAUCAAAUAUCAUGCAUGGAGCAGAUAUCCAUGAUGCUUGGUAGAAAGGUCCAUUUCUCAGGUUGUCUAU